AGAAAAUUCUAAGGCACCAGGAUAAAUAUCUCUGGGCGCCAUCGAGGUUCCCGGGUGGGGGCGAGAGGAGGGGCGGGGCGGGGCUUUCCGCCUACAGGAGACCAAAUACGGGCACACACACAAUACACACCACACACGCGCGCACACGCACACGGGCACACAUGCGCGCACGGGAUCCUGCUCCACUCGGCGGCUCCUUCGCCCCGCCGAGCUCCGCGAUCAGCACCCGGGACAGCGCCACCGCCCACGUGCGGGGGGCGGGGUCCGGGCGGGGCUGGCGCCUCGGCGUCUCCCGGGAGUGUCCCGUCCAGCCGCCGAGCAGGGUGCUUGAGUGCCUCUGCAGAAAAGACUCUAGGACUCGGCCACCAUGUUCCCGGAGCCCCCAACCCCAGGGCCUCCAUCGCCCGACACGCCUCCAGACUCCAGUCGCAUCAGUCAUGGCCCAGUGCCUCCCUGGGCCCUGGCCACCAUCGUGCUGGUCUCAGGCCUCCUCUUCUUCAGCUGCUGUUUCUGUCUCUACCGGAAGCGCUGUCGGAGGCGGACGGGCAAGAAGAGCCAGGCCCAAGCCCAGGUCCACCUUCAGGAAGUGAAGGGGCUGGGCCAGAGUUACAUAGACAAGGUGCAGCCAGAAGUGGAGGAGCUGGAGCCAGCACCAUCUGUGCCAGGGCAGCAGGUGGCAGACAAGCAUGAGCUAGGACGACUGCAGUACUCCUUGGAUUAUGACUUCCAGAGUGGCCAGCUGCUGGUGGGCAUUCUGCAAGCAGAGGGAUUGGCAGCCUUGGAUCUGGGUGGCUCCUCGGACCCCUACGUGCUGGUCUACCUGCUGCCGGACAAGCGGAGGCGGUACGAGACCAAGGUGCAUCGGCAGACACUGAACCCUCACUUUGGGGAGACCUUCGCCUUUAAGGUCCCCUAUGUGGAGCUGGGGGGCAGGGUGCUGGUCAUGGCGGUGUACGACUUCGACCGCUUCUCUCGCAACGACGCCAUCGGGGAGGUGCGGGUCCCCAUGAGCUCCGUGGACCUGGGGCGGCCGGUGCAGGCCUGGCGGGAGCUGCAGGCGGCUCCGCGGGAGGAGCAGGAGAAGCUUGGGGACAUCUGCUUUUCCCUCCGCUAUGUCCCUACGGCCGGGAAGCUCACCGUUAUCGUCCUGGAGGCUAAAAACCUCAAGAAGAUGGACGUAGGAGGACUGUCAGAUCCAUACGUCAAGGUCCACCUGCUGCAGGGCGGCAAAAAGGUGCGGAAGAAGAAAACCACCAUCAAGAAGAACACUCUGAACCCCUAUUACAACGAGGCUUUCAGCUUUGAGGUGCCCUGUGACCAAGUGCAGGUGAGCUCAGACCUGCCCUUCUCCAAGAACCCAGACCCUUAGUAAUCGCCGUUGCUA
This is a messenger RNA of Cebus imitator (Panamanian white-faced capuchin), 1384 nucleotides long. RefSeq names its product synaptotagmin 5 (gene SYT5). Gene Ontology annotation, cellular component: axon; dense core granule; synaptic vesicle membrane. The transcript has 8 exons. Lineage: Eukaryota; Metazoa; Chordata; Mammalia; Primates; Cebidae. Gene Ontology annotation, biological process: cellular response to calcium ion; regulation of calcium ion-dependent exocytosis; synaptic vesicle endocytosis. Bases 368 to 1369 code for a protein of 333 amino acids. Gene Ontology annotation, molecular function: clathrin binding; phosphatidylserine binding; calcium-dependent phospholipid binding. The record is from RefSeq and is a predicted model, not a curated record.